Rhipicephalus microplus (southern cattle tick) is the source of this 840-nucleotide messenger RNA. RefSeq names its product tigger transposable element-derived protein 6-like. The record is from RefSeq and is a predicted model, not a curated record. Lineage: Eukaryota; Metazoa; Arthropoda; Arachnida; Ixodida; Ixodidae.
AUGACUGCCGAACUCUUUCAAGCCUGGCUGCGUCAGCUCGACUGCCACUUUGCGGCCAAGGCUCAGAAGAUGUUGUUCGUGCUAGGCAACUGUAGUGCGCACAUGAAGGUGUCCGGGCUCGAGAACAUUGAACUGCUAUUCGUGCCUCCGAACACAACAGCUUCCCAGCAGCCAAUGGACCAGGGAAUCAUAGAGUUUGUGAAAAGCCGCUAUCAACGGCAGGUAAUCCAGCAGAUGUUGCUCUGCAUGGAGUCAGGCAAGCAGUAUGAAGUAGACCUGCUAAGCGCAACCCAAAUGCUGGCAUACGUGCGAAACAACACACCACCUGUAGUAGUCGCAAACUGCUUUAGGCAUAGCGACUUAGUGCACGGUACUGCUGAUCCGGGGGUGGUGGCCGAUGAGGAAACCGGCAAAGAGCAAGACGGCCACUAUGUGUGCAUCAUGCCAGCUGAUGUGCCUCUGGGCGAUUACUUCGCAAUUGACAGCGAUGUUGCCAUGGCCGGCACAGUGACCGACAGCGAUAUCGUCGCCGAAGUAUUGGGCGGCGAAGGGGAAUCGGCUGAUGAGGACGCAAGAAUUACCAUUACUCCUGCUGUCAUGGUCAGCGGUUGCCUUUGCCAGCCCGAUAACCGCCCCUGCUGCGCCGAUGGUGCCGAUAAUGCUUUCGUCCGGCAUCGACUCCGGGCAUGUGCACUUGCCGGCAAAGCUUUCUUCGGCUGUGGAAUACGGACUGCCAACCGCAUCGACCCUGACAUCAUGCCCAGAAAAGAACUUAAGCUGCUGCUUUCACCGAGCUUCCUUCAGUGGACACGGGAACAGCAUCACAUCAAGUUUUCCUAA